This is a messenger RNA of Guillardia theta CCMP2712, 1557 nucleotides long. RefSeq lists its product as hypothetical. Gene Ontology annotation, molecular function: protein binding. The transcript is spliced from 11 exons. The record is from RefSeq and is a predicted model, not a curated record. Bases 1 to 1557 code for a protein of 518 amino acids. NCBI's taxonomy places the organism in Eukaryota, Cryptophyceae, Pyrenomonadales, Geminigeraceae.
AUGGCGGAAGGGUACGAGCAGAAUCGAGACUUGGUGGAGGCUCUCUGCUGCUACAAGUCAGCAUUGACCUGGAACAAAGACGACGAGACAAACCUUCUCCCGGAUGAUUACAAGAAGAAGGCUGCUGAUAGACUUGCGCUCGUUGCCAAGGAGUUGAAAUUCAGCCAGGAUUGGCAGUCUGAUGACAGGAAGACCAAGGAUCUCCGGCCUGCGAGCAUUCUCAAGCUGAUUCAAUCGAAAGUUCAUGCCAAGGAAGCGGUGCAAGCUUACCUUCGCUGCGAAGACUUCAGGAUGUCGACCAAUGCCAAGUUUCACCUUGAUUUCGGGACAGCCUGCAAAGAAUACCCAGAGCAUCGCGAUGUUGCCAUGCAAGCGCUUGAGAUCGCCUCAGAGGACAGCGAUAUGGAGGCUGCUGCUCGGCACGGGCAGGCAGACAUACAGUAUGAUCGUCACCAGUACGACGCGGCCGAGCAGCUUUAUGCCAGGGCUUACGAGAAGGAUCCCAGCAAUGCGCUUGCAUGCUCCGGCAUGGCGAACUGCGAGAAAGACAAGGGAAAUUUGGAGGAAGCGAUCAGAUUAUACAAAGAGGCAGCUUCUGUCUCUCCUGGAGAUCCGACCUUCGCCUUCAACCUGGCUCAAGCAUAUGAGUACGUUCAGAAAUAUGAAGCAGCUUUGAACACUCUGCAAGACUUUUGCGCGACAGUGAAGGAGAGCGAACUCACGACAAUCAACCAUUUUGCUGUCUACAUUCUGUUUGCCAAGCUUGUCUUUGUCGCUGGUCAACCCUUUUGGCAAGAGAAGCUCGUUCUUCUCCUCUCACAGAUCAACAACUUCCCUGACGUUGUGAAGAGAGCUCUGCAGGGGCUGACAACCCAUUGGGCUUAUUUCUUCUUCAUUUCCAAAUUAAUGUUAUCGAUGGAAAACUGUCCUCCUCCCGAGACGACAGGCUGCAAGCCGCUCUUUCUGGUCGGAGACAGUCACGUCCUUUCAGGCGCAUGGGGAAGAAUCAAAUUGAAGAAAACCUCUCACUACAUCUUCCCAAAGCUCGUCACGGGGCUGAAGGCUUGGCACCUUCGAGAAGGACACCAAUUCCUCACCGUUGCAAACCUGCACGAAUGCAUGAAGAGCUUGCCGGCAGAUGCCAAGGAGAUCGUCUUUGUCUGUGGGGAGAUCGACUGCCGUGAGGGUAUCCCAGGAGCCGUCAUGAAGCGCAAGUACGAGUCGAUGCAGAAGGCUGUGGAGGAGACUGUGCAAAUUUUCGAUAAGGCCGUGAAGUACCUUUCGAAGAGGUUCUCCGUGAAAAUGUUUGUGCUUUCCGUGUGCCCGCCGUCGAAUCCGCAGCACAAAGAUCGUAUUGAGGCAACCAAUCUCUUCAACAAGAAGCUGAAGGAAGUCUAUGGCCCAAAGGGAACGUACAUCGACAUUAGCAACGACGUAACGACCAGCGAAGGGGUGUUGAAAUCUGACUUUGUUUGCGACGGAACUCACAUGAAUCGGGGGAUACUAAAGGUACUCGAGAAGCAGUUCAACAGCUGCCUCAAGACUUCGAGCGAUUGA